Messenger RNA from Nipponia nippon (crested ibis), 798 nucleotides. NCBI's taxonomy places the organism in Eukaryota, Metazoa, Chordata, Aves, Pelecaniformes, Threskiornithidae. The record is from RefSeq and is a predicted model, not a curated record.
AUGGCGGCAUAUGGAGACCCACCCAGGAGUUUGGGUCGGUUCCUCUGGUCGCUGCCGGCCUGCGACCACCUGCACAAGAACGAGAGCGUCCUGAAGGCCAAGGCGGUGGUGGCCUUCCACCGCGGCAACUUCCGCGAGCUCUACAAGAUCCUGGAGAGCCACCAGUUCUCCCCCCACAACCACCCCAAGCUGCAGCAGCUCUGGCUGAAGGCUCACUACGUGGAAGCCGAAAAACUGCGGGGCAGACCCCUGGGCGCCGUCGGGAAAUACCGCGUCCGCCGAAAAUUCCCGUUGCCCCGCACCAUCUGGGACGGCGAGGAAACCAGUUAUUGCUUCAAGGAGAAAUCCCGGGGCGUGCUGCGGGAAUGGUACGCCCACAAUCCCUACCCGUCCCCCCGGGAGAAGCGGGAACUGGCCGAAGCCACCGGUCUCACCACCACCCAGGUCAGCAACUGGUUCAAGAACCGGAGGCAGCGGGACCGAGCGGCGGAGGCGAAGGAAAGGUACUUGGAGAACACGGAAAACAACAACGCGGCCACCAACAAACCGAACCAACUCUCGCCUCUGGAUGGGAGCAAACCCCUCAUGUCCAGCUCCGAGGAAGAAUUUUCUCCUCCCCAAAGCCCGGAUCAGAACUCGGUCCUGCUCUUGCAGGGGAACCUCAGCCACGCCAGGAGCUCCGGCUACUCCCUGAGCGGUUUAGCCGCAUCCCAGACCCCUCACAGCCUCCAAGGCCACCAGCUCCAGGACUCGCUGCUGGGACCCCUCACGUCCAGCCUGGUGGAUCUGGGAUCCUAA